This is a messenger RNA of Fundulus heteroclitus (mummichog), 1748 nucleotides long. It is a transcript of the gene timm10, whose product is annotated as translocase of inner mitochondrial membrane 10 homolog (yeast). The transcript is spliced from 2 exons. NCBI's taxonomy places the organism in Eukaryota, Metazoa, Chordata, Actinopteri, Cyprinodontiformes, Fundulidae. Gene Ontology annotation, cellular component: mitochondrial inner membrane. Gene Ontology annotation, biological process: protein insertion into mitochondrial inner membrane. The record is from RefSeq and is a predicted model, not a curated record. Bases 154 to 420 code for a protein of 88 amino acids.
GCGCUCCACACGUGUUGUAGCUGCAGAUUUUUUUUUUUUGAAGGUUACAGGGGAGGCAGCGGCUGGGCUUUUUGUGUCCGCAGCAGAGGGUCAGAGGAGCGGCGUGCUUGCUUGCUAGCAGAGGCCGGGGUUGGAGCAGCCGGACACGGAGCCAUGGAUCCCAUGAAGGCGCAGCAGCUGGCGGCGGAGCUGGAGGUGGAGAUGAUGGCGGACAUGUACAACCGGAUGACCAACGCCUGCCACAGGAAGUGCGUCCCGCCGCACUACAAGGAAGCCGAGCUGACGAAGGGCGAGUCGGUGUGCCUGGACCGCUGCGUGGCCAAAUACCUGGACCUUCACGAGAGACUGGGACGCAAGCUCACAGAGCUGUCCGUGCAGGACGAGGAAAUGAUGAGGAAAGCCGCCGUGGGGAGCGGAUAGAGACCCCGGCGUCUGUGUGCAGAAUGCAGCGGGUUUGGGCUGGGGGAGGGAGGGGGGGGGGGUAGCAUGUAUGGGUUGGUAAAUUAAAUGUGUUUAAAGUACUGAGGGUCCAUCAGGAUGAGCUCGGCCUCUUUCGCAUCAGAGGACGGCACAGACUGCAGCACCGACGGCGGGACCUGCAGCUCCACAGGGCCUCUCUGGACCGGUUCCUUCCUCCAGGUUGGCCUGAAGGUCUCCCCUGCAGAGAACUGACUGCAAACAAGGACACGGGCUCACACUUCUGAGUUCGCUUCAUGGCUCUCUUCCACCCGGCUUUGGCCCAGUUUACGAACCGAACUCAACCGCCUCAACAUUUAGCUGCAUCCGAAGUAAAAGCGUGAGGUUGUUAUGGGACAUCGUCCAGCUAGGUGUGUUUAAAUGAAGUCUUUUUAAUGUGGGCAUGCAGACAGAGCCGGGCCAAGGUAUAAGCAACUCAAGCUGCUGCCCAACGCCCUCCCAACCAGCAGGGGGGGCCCAAAGAAAGCUUAUCUAUAUUAAUCAGAAUUUCAGAUGUGGAAUCGUACUUAUUAAAAAUGAGCCUAAUGUUGAAUUUGCCCUCAAAAUUUCUGAAUAAAGCUAAAAGAUUCUUUGAUUUAUAUAUGAAGGUAAAAAGUAACAAUUUGAAAGAACUAACAAAUGCAUUAGGUUAAUUACUUAUGUUAACAGUCUUAAUUUAACAGUUUCUUUUGCUUGACGGUCAUUACAUGCACACUCAUCUGCAAAUACAUUUCAAUACAUAGUUGACGGUUUUUCUUGGACUUCAUGGAAGCCCUAGGCUGUAUUAAACAGCAGACCUGACUGCCAGACCCAAUGAAGCAAACCUACAUGAUCUGUUUCUGAAAUAAUGGGGAAUGGCUGCUCCUAGAGGGUCAACGUGAUGAUUUUAACUAUGAAUCAUAACACUAUGGGUCGUUAAUAUGCAAAUAUGCAAACUGGGACAAUUUAAAAGCGACAUUUUACAUCCUAGCAAAAAUUGGGCCCUUGAAGUGAGUCGUUCUGCUCACCAUCGCCGCCUGCAGUAACCGUGUCGUUGAAGAUGUUGGAACCAGAUUAGGAAAUAAAAUGUCAGAAUAUUUGUGUCGGUGUCGUUGAGAUGAAACGUUUUUACCGCGACGCCUCGCAUCAUUUACUGUUAUUAUCCUGAUGGGCUGGUUCUGUGUUGUUCCUACAGAUCAAAUGGACUUUGCUCUGACUUUGUUUGUCUGUCGGUGGACGCCAGUGUGUGUGUCGCCGUUGAUAUUUGUCCAUGUGCAAACUGUUGUAACUAAAUAAAAACGAUGAGCCCAGUU